CCUUGACCAUAAAUAGCACUUCAUUCUUUGGCUGACUUUUGGAUUCUCUGUUAUUGCUGUAACUUCGUCCCACAUUUUGAACCAGUAGAAUGAAGAUGUUGUACAAGAUGCCAGCUGUCAGUUUCUUAGUUGCUCUCUGCUUGGAGACCAUUGGUAAGUCUUUGUCUGCUCAGUCCAAAUGAGGUGUCAUUGCCACUAAAGCCGCAAGGCUGUGCAAACCUUUUUGAGAAAAAGUCUCAGUGAGUUCAGUAGGACUUAGUUCUGAGUAAGCAUCCAUAGGAUUAAGCUGUGACUCUUUCACAAAGAUCUUUCAGUGAAAGUCGAAGUCAUAAGCUAUGGGAACAUUUUUCAGAGUGAUCAUAGUUGUUUUUCAAUGGUGGUGUGAACCCAGCUUUGCAACUUGCCAUAUGCACAUAUCCAGGCAAGCAGAUAGGCAGGAAUGCAAGGUCCAAUUCACCAUACACUCAAAAAUCAAGGGGGGGAAAUGUUUGGAAAACAAAAGGUCACUUGCAACACCCAUCCACCCAUGAGAGAGAGAGAGAGAGAGAGAGAGAGAGAUUUACUAUAAACCGAUUAUUGUUUCUCUUUGAAAAUAUUUUUUAUUAAUUUUCAAUUACAAAAAUCCAAUAUAUACCACAUUGUAUCCAGAACAGAUUCUUGCUCCCAAAGGUAUUCUGUUGAGCCAGUUCUAAAGGUCAUAGCCCCUUGUUUUAGAAUUCCAAUGUAAAGGCAUCUUUUCCACCCUUGAUAGGAAAAGCUACGUUUGUGAUGGCUGUUUUGUAACAGCAAGGAGCACAAACUAUGCUUUCUCUUGCAUCUGGCAUUGAAAUUCAGGCAGUUCUGCACAGCUUCUCCUGCCUUCUUACAAUUCCCAACAAGCCAGGUUUAGAGCAGCCACUUUCAAAGCCAAUUCCCAGGCAGGUCUGUUGGCCACUAGCCAUGCUUCCACAGGUUCCUGCCAGAAGCCCCAGAAAGGAGAUCCCACACUGGGACUGAAAUAGAACAGCUGGUACAAUCACUUCACUGUCCCACUAACAGAAGAGGAAGUGAAUGGGGUUAUAUAGUCACCCCCUUUUAGGAGACCCAACAAGAGGAACAAGCUUAUAUUCUCUUGGUGGGGGUGGGGAUGUCUGCCCCCCGGCCUAACUGGACAUGCCAUGAGUCCCAAUUUCUCCCCUGGGACCAUUUACCCCAAACUGCUGUGGUCUAAACUACUGAGCCUCUUGGGCUUGGUGAUCAGAAGGUCGGCGGUUUGAAUCCCCACAACGAGGUGAGCUCCCAUUGCUUGGUCCCAGCUCCUGCCAACCUAGCAGUUCGAAAGCAUGCCAAAAAGUGCAAGUAGAUAAAUAGGUACUGCUCCGGCAGGAAGGUAAACAGUGUUUCCGUGCACUCUGGUUUCCGUCACGGUGUUCCGUUGCACCAGAAGCAGCUUAGUCAUGUUGGCCACACGACCCGGAAAAACUGUCUGCGGACAAACACCGGCUCCCUUGGCUUGUAAAGCGAGAUGAGCACCACAACCCCAGAGUCAUCUGCGACUGGACUUACCGUAACUGUCAGGGUUCCUUUACCUUUUUACACCCCCCCUGCCCCACACUUGAUGUGAUAUGUGACAUCAGGUGCUGGUCAGGUAGCAAUGUGGCUGCCAAUGUGCAAUGCAGGGGGGCUUGAAGCAUGCUCCUGAUUGUGCACUGGCAAUCAGCUGAUUGGCACUGGUUUUCAGCAUAAAAGGAUCAGCUGCAAUACUGAUCCCAGCAGAAAAGCAGAGCUGAACAUUAGCAGUCACUUCAAGCCCUGUUUGGCUAGGCAGUCUCUGUUCACCUCUUGAUAUGGGCCCCCAAGGGUAGGGAAACCCAGGAUCUGUCUUGCCAGCCGGGUCCUGUUCCCCACCCCUGUCUUAGUACUAAAUGAGCAAGAGGCUAGGCCUAAUUGGGCUAGGUUUGCCCCCUCACUGUGGUGUUCAGUGAACAUGUCCCACAGCAGUGGAUGAAGGGACUCUGUGUUAAGAGCUUCAGUGUGUGAAGGAAGACUUGGGUCUAUUCAGGUUCCCCUCUCUUGUAGGAGAACUCUAGUUGUGUGGACAUGUAUUGGUCACACCCAGAGAUUAUUUUUUUCCAGUCAGAACUUUCAGGUGGGUGCCAUUGCCAUUCUAAGAGUAUGAGGGAGGUGUUUCAUGGUGAGUUCCGGUACCUCUUUUUCUAGAAAAAUGGCACUGAUGACAUCACAUCACAUGCUGCCUGAACAGGUGGUUGGUGGGACUGCAUAGUUAAUCAGUGUAUUGAAUUCCCCCCCCCCCCCAGAGGUAAAAGCGAAUAGCAGAGAUCUCAGGUGUCAUGGCUGUGAUGAUGUACAACCGGACAAUACAUGCGCAAAACACAAAUUCACCUGUAUUACUGAAAGCACUGGGUAUUGUUACAACAGAAUGGUGAGCUAUGGUGAGUCUUAAAGGGAAAAUGGGAUGGGGAGUUGGAUUUGACUGGCAAGCCAGAUUAUUAUCUCCCUCAGCCAUUGCAGACCAGGUUUCGACAGGUGAAUAGAGUUAUCCUACUUUCAGUCACCUGAUGCCCAGUGAAGGCUGGCCUAUUAGGGCCAAGGAGACACUGCCCCACCAAACUCAGUCUGCCCUCAGCCAGCCCUCACUUGCCCUGCUGAAAUAUACUCGGAGUCGAGUGUGGAUUUCAUGCUCUUUAUUCAGCUCAUAGUAGUAAGGAAUGAAAGUUCCCCCAAAAUAUCUGCUUUAUAUACAUUAUUUACACAAUGGGUCGCAUGUGAUUGGCUAAUUCUGGGGAUUCUCCUGUAGGCCAAUCAGCUUGCGGAUUCACUUCCACCUGGAGCUGGAUUGGGUGGCUCCUACGGACCAAUCAUACUGCUGCAUUGUUCUAGGACCAAUCAGACUGCUGCAUUCUGGACCCUAUUGUUUAGGACCAAUCAGACUGCUGCAUUCUGAAUCCUAUUGUUCUAGGACCAAUCAGACUGCUGCUUUUUUGGAUCCUAUUCAACUCAGUACAUAACACCUGCCUUCUUAAUUACAACCAGUCCAGAGGGUGAAACUGGGGGGUCAGCUUCCUCCUCCUGAAUCUCAAUGAGGAGGAGGAUUGAGGGGGGAGGACACUUGAAUUGGCUCUCUUCCAUGAACUCUGGUUUCACUUACUGUCAGAGGUCCCUGCUUGCUGCCCCACCAGCCGCAAAGAGCACCAACCACCACAGACCAGAAGAAAAGGGAAAGGCACAGAUAGCUAGAUAAACUAGAGCAAAAGUAGAGAACCUAAGGCCCGGGGGCUGGAUGCAGCCCAAUCGCCUUCUAAGGCCCAGGAAUCAGCAUGUUUUUACAUGAGUAGAAUGUGUCCUUUUAUUUAAAAUACAUCUCUGGGUUAUUUGUGGGGCCUGCCUGGUGUUUUUACAUGAGUAGAAUGUGUGCUUUUAUUUAAAAUGCAUCUCUGGGUUAUUUGUGGGGCAUAGGAAUUUGUUCAUCCCCCCCCCCCAAAAAAAAAUAAUAGUCUGGCCCACCACAUGGUCUGAGGGAUGGUGGACCAGUCCACGGCUGAAAAAGGUUGCUGUGCCCCGGAACUAGAGCCAUGUCUUUAUUUGAUGUCAACAAACUGGGAUCUGUAGUCAUCCCCCAUUACAGAAACUAAAGCUUGGUCUGCCUAUCAUUGGCUCUGUGUUCACCUACUGUUGGCCUGUCUGCUUUUGAUGGGCACUAGCCACAAAUGCUGAUGUCACAAUGACACCAGUUGACCUUUUUUUGCCCACAUGGGUCUUACAAAGAUAGUGCUUUGCAUGGGGCAUCUAAAGACCCAACAAUCAGCUGGCAGCCGAAUCUCACCAAGCCUCUUUGAAAGCAUUGUUGGAACUUCAGAAGCCCCUUUCAAAGUGCUGACUUGUGGAGCACUUUGCUGUGGAUUCACCCUUGCUGAACGCCAUAUGUGCCGAGUUAAUCCUGUGUGGAAUGCCCGCACUGCAACUUUGAGGCCAAAGUAGAUGUGUGACAGCAGCAAACCUAUGUGUCCUAAUCAGGCGACUCCUGAAUUCCUGUAAAGGGGGAUGCAAAGUGAAUUAAUGCAAUUGGAGAAGUGUUUGUUUUUGAACCUCCUCAAAUAUUAGCGGUAGCAGUUGUACUUAGGAAAGCAUAACUACAUUUUUGCAUGCCUGUCCAAGUAGAGUUUUCUCACAUUCGGGAAUGUUUGAAAUAUUUCCACCACAAAUUCGUUGCCACCCAAGGCUGACUCUUCUCUAUUUUUGUCUCUUUUCAUGGGCACAGAUGAUGCAACACUGUUCGUGGACCGAGGCUGCGUUGGUACUUGUAUUCAUCUACGACGAGAUGCGCACUAUAGGAAUCUUACCUGGUGCUGUCAAACUAAUUACUGCAAUAUGGAAAAUAUCUGGCCCCAUGAUGUCCCAUCAGAGCUAAUAAUAACAUAACAGCAUAACAAUGGUUUGAGACAGGGAUUCUGGGAGCUUGUGUAGCAAUGUGCCCAUUCUCUCCCCUACUCCCAAUCACAACGCAUCUUGUGCCUUUCUUUCUUUCUUGCAUUGCUUUGUCAAAGGAAUUACAUGUUACAUUUAUGCCAUUUUUAAUCCAUGUUACUUUGUAAAUACUAUAUAAUGUUUCCCUUUAUGUCACUACAUCAUUCUUCAAUGUUCAUAAUAUUUUCUCCUUCAUCCAUUUUCUGGAUGAAGCAGUGUGUAUCAAUAAGCCAAUAAAUUCAUUUCUACUGCAGCCUGAUUAAUGCAUAUAAUUUCACAAGAUAUAUAUACCACUUGAUUGUAAUAAAAUAUCAAAGCAGUUGCUCUUGAUCAAUAGUUAUGCUAUACCCCCUGACUCACUGGGUUUCUAAAGUGCAAUUUGCAAGACAGAUUAGAUCACCAACAUCAUUGUUAGAUAAACCCACCAGAGUAGGAGAGGCAUAGCUGUCAAUGUUUCCCUUUUUUAAAGGGAAAUUCCAUUAUUCCGAAUAGGAUUCCUCGCAAGAAAAGGGAAAAGUUGACAGCUAUGAGGAGAGGCCCACAAGGCCAAGGGCCUCCUAAAACCUGGAGAUGCCCCUCAUUGGCAAUGACAGUCACAAAAAGAUAUUGAACUAGGAACUCAGCUAGAU
Molecule: messenger RNA, 5093 nt
Organism: Podarcis lilfordi (Lilford's wall lizard)
Lineage: Eukaryota; Metazoa; Chordata; Lepidosauria; Squamata; Lacertidae
Source: the annotation of a GenBank genome assembly